Messenger RNA from Eriocheir sinensis (Chinese mitten crab), 767 nucleotides. RefSeq names its product polyamine deacetylase HDAC10-like. The transcript has 2 exons. NCBI's taxonomy places the organism in Eukaryota, Metazoa, Arthropoda, Malacostraca, Decapoda, Varunidae. The record is from RefSeq and is a predicted model, not a curated record. The coding region runs from base 432 to 761 and encodes 109 amino acids.
AUGGCCACAGAUGUUGCGCCAACCAAACGAAACUUUCCAACUUUCUGCAUACCAUUUAUUUAUUUUCACCCAAUUCCUUGUUACAUAUGUCACCCAUUCAGGCAGCUUUAAUACUCUUUUACCAGAGCUAGAAGACAAAGCUUUCCUCACUUAUCUAACCAACACUUAACCACCAUAACUUUGACCACACAUAACCCCUUGAGGCAGCUUUCUACCCUCGUACUAGAGCAACCUUUUUUACCAGACAAGUUUCCCUCACACCACAACACACAGAGGUACACACUAAUUCACCCUCUCCCCCCUACACACAGGGAACAUCCAGAGCGGCCAGAGUGCAUCCAGCGGGUGUGGGAGAUACUGGGGCGUGCCGGGGUGCUGGGGCGAGGCCAGCGGCUGCAGCCUCGGUGGCCCAGCGUGAGGAGGUGGAGCUCAUGCACAGCCAGGAACACGUGGCCUUCAUGUUCAGCCUCCAGGCCCAGGGGGAGGAGGUGGAGCUCCCACACAGCCAGGAACAUGUGGCCUUCAUGUUCAGCCUCCAGGCCCAGGGGGAGGAGGUGGAGCUCACACACAGCCAGGAACACGUGGCCUUCAUGUUCAGCCUCCAGGCCCAGGGGGAGGAGGAGCUGCAGACCAUGCAGGAGAACUACAAGUCUGUCUACCUCCACCCCGCCACCAAUGCCUGUGCCCUGCUCUCGGCCGGCUCACUGCUGCAGGUACGAGGGGGAGAAAGAAGUACCAUAAGUGCAUGUAGGAGAGAGUAAUGUUGU